Haliotis rufescens (red abalone) is the source of this 2540-nucleotide messenger RNA. RefSeq lists its product as uncharacterized. The record is from RefSeq and is a predicted model, not a curated record. The transcript is spliced from 2 exons. Lineage: Eukaryota; Metazoa; Mollusca; Gastropoda; Lepetellida; Haliotidae. Bases 509 to 1933 code for a protein of 474 amino acids.
UGACAUGACAGAUAUUUAUUAACUUUCCCUGUAUCGUCCUGCAGAGAGUCGUGUUGUGAUCUUGUUGGUGUGCCUUACACGCAAUCAACAGUGUCACUGUGACCCACGACGAUGACCCGCGGAGUGAUGACUGCCAUUGUCAUGUCCCCUCGAGGACAUUGUAUUUCCCCCUCCCACUCAUCCACAAGAGGAAAGUUACAGACGGAAGGAGAGGGGUAGGGGGGCAUAUCCCCAGGACAAAGGACAUUAAUAUGCUUCUGUUUAACACAAAUGACAAAUUUAUCUCCAUUUCUUAAGAUGAUUGGACAACAGAGGUGAAUAUUGUAUGAGAUCCAUCUCGCAAACAGACUGACACAGAUGUCUCCCACACUAACAAGCUCCUGCCGGAUGAGCCCUUCGAACAGAAAUAACGACAAUGUUUUUUGUGAAGGAACAUAUUCCUCAACUCUACCUCUCUCAGUUGUGCAUACCGGUGUGAAUCUUGGAAAAGAAUAACUGAGUGAUUUGGAUGAAGAUGCCGAGCCAGGCGUUGUUGAAACACAUGCAGUGGUUGUUGUUGCUGUGUGCCGUUACCAUUCCUGGCGCCAGUGCAGUAGACUCUGUGACUCCAAGACUUCCUGGGAAUGAUUCAACUCUUGGAACCCUACAGGAGCACCCUAAUUAUGGGGACAAAACUAGUUCUCACGGAACUGGCGAUACAAAUAUAACUAUGAAUAUCAGUGAACCUGAUAAUAUGUUUUUUCCUGUCACCAUGGAAACAAGUAAUAAGAACCAUCAUAGAGAUAUGAUUAUUCAAAAACAAGACAAGAGGCAAGAGGAGAGCAGAACAGUAUCUCUAGGCGACGUCUCUGCAUCAAAGACAUACGAUAUAAUAUCCUGGCUUCCGAAACCCCCGGACAAGAAGUCCAUGGUUAAUCUGACCAUCCUGCCAAUACUGGCCAUGCUUGCUUUCCUCAUCGGUCUCUGUCUCAAGGGAUGUACAUGGUUUCGGGAAAGUUUGAAGGAGAGUGACCGAGAUUCUAUGGAGGAUGACCGAAGUUUUAUCAUAUUACAAGAAGGCGAUGAGGAGUACCAUGACGUGGACUUCCGUUCCAACCUAUCGACACCCUACGACACCUAUAGCUCAUAUAUGUCUUUCUUGAAAAGAAAUAACAACGACACUGUGACCUCGUUUCGAUCACUCCAGAACCAGCCGUAUGACACGGUGACCUCGUACAGGUCUCUAAUGCUGCAACAUCUAAACAGCCACAACAAUGACAGCGUCAACUCCUACCGCGCCUUAAUGCAGCGGAUGUCCCAGAUGAAAGAUGUGGAGGUUCAAGUGGAACUCCUGGACGAAAAACCUAAAGACACCGAUCAGAGGAGUGGCGUACGCAGCUUGCGAUCAAGCCACCGUUCCAAGAGCACGAGCCCGAAGCUCAAACGUAAAUACGGCCAUGGGGAAAGUGGAUUAGAGGAUGUGGUAGAAAGCACCGAUUGUGUUCAGAAACGUGGUCUCAAUGAAAAUGGUGAUGUGUUUACUGUUUCUAAAGUUGCCACAGCGAAUGGAAUAAAGCGUCACUACGACAAGAGCCCCAAUAGACACACUACAAACAGGAGUCCAACUGUGCAACAAAUUGAGAGGAGUCCUGUUCGUCGCCUUGACAACAGUCCUGUUCGUCACCUUGACAACAGUCCCGUGAGACAUGAUGGUGGCAGAAUCAGCCCCAAGUCGUCCAAAGUCCCGCGAUUUAAAGUUUCGUUUGUGACAGAUGAUGAGGAAAUGGCUCGGAUCAAAGCUGACAAUGUUCACAGUCCGCUUCAGGUAGACGGCAAGUUGAGUCCCACCACGAUCAAGCUGCAUCUUGAAUAUCGAUCGUGUGACACUCAGCGCGACAUGGAGGGACGGCAGAUGGUUCAUCAGUGUUCAGGGCACCAUACGAACAUUCCGUAACAAGGAUUAUUCAACUGUUGUACGAUUUGUAAUUGAACGGAUUUACUAUGCAAUCUUGCAUGCUUGAAGUGUGUGUUAGAUCAUGCUUGCAUUAUGAUAAAUUUGAGGUUAAAAAAAAUAUUUUUCUUGAUUUAAAGUUGAUAUUGCUACAUAGAGAAUUUCACCCUUGUGUCUUUUGAUAUCAAAUAUAUCAACACAAGUUGAUAACAGUGGAAAAACUCUGAGGCUAUCAAAUGACACAAGGAUGAGAUUUUAUUUAUCAUCCAGUAUCAUUCUUAAAUUGAAAUACGUAACAAAAGAAAGCGAUAUCUCCUGUGGGAGCCAGUAUUGGAUGAUAAAUUAUGAAGGUCACUCCUUCACCUCACAAAUAUAUGGCCAUACUUUUUUCUCUUGGUUUAUGGAUACAUUAACUCUUUUAUUAUAUCUGAAAAUAACAUCUAAAAAAUAUUCCACUUGAUGCUAACUUCAGUGUUCGUCACACAUACUAUACUCACCGCCAAAAGAAACGCGGACCAUUGAAACAUAUAGAGAAGUAUGUACGUUAAGAAGAGAUGUUUCCAGUGUGUAGCACUUAAUGACAAAACUAACAAUCAGUCAAGUGUUACCA